Molecule: messenger RNA, 1197 nt
Organism: Wickerhamiella sorbophila
Lineage: Eukaryota; Fungi; Ascomycota; Dipodascomycetes; Dipodascales; Trichomonascaceae
Product: Gamma-butyrobetaine dioxygenase
Exons: 1
Coding region: 1-1197 (398 amino acids)
Biological process (GO): carnitine biosynthetic process
Cellular component (GO): mitochondrion
Molecular function (GO): oxidoreductase activity
Source: RefSeq, a predicted model, not a curated record
AUGCAUCGUUUUGUACAGCGGCGGUCGUUUUCUAUUGAGUCGGUGAGUAAAACGGCCAUCACGAUUGCAGGGCUGGGUCCCAAACCGGUUUCGUUUCGUCAUUUUUUUCUCCGAGACGGAUCUCAGUCGCCAGAAGCAGUGGACCCGAAUACCCGCCAAAAGACGUUCAACACCGGCAGUUUGAACGCAGACGUCCGUCCUAACUUUGCAGUUGUUGACAAUAACUCAUUGGUAGUUGACUGGUCUGAUGGACACCGCUCAGUGUACUCCAAAGAAUGGCUUGAACGCUAUAGCUCUGCCGAGGCCACCGUCGACUACCGACGCUUACAAGAAUGGAAGCCGCUUUCGGGUGAUUCCAAGGUGCAAAAGGUCGAGUACAAGGACUAUAUUAAAGGUCAUGGCGCCGGAUACAAAGAAGCUCUUGAGGCCUUGAACGAGUACGGUCUAUUGCAAAUUACCGGGAUUCCCCAUGGGGAGGGUACACCGCGCCCCACUGUAGAGAGCAUUGCUGCUGUUAUUGGAGAGUUUCCUCGUCAAACUUUCUACGGGACAUCAUGGAAUGUGAAGAGCGUUCAGCAGCCCCGAAAUGUCGCGUACACCUCUGUUUAUUUACCUCUGCAUAUGGACCUUCUGUACUACGAGUCUCCACCCGGGCUGCAGUUCCUGCAUGUGGUUGAAAACUCCACAACUGGCGGAGAGAGCAUUUUUGCCGACUCAUAUGCUGCUGCUAUUGAUGUCUCUGCAAACGACCCCGAAGCCUACCAGGCCAUAUGCGAAGUACCCUUGACGUACCACUACGAGAAUGAUGGAAGGCACUACUUCCAAAUGCGGCCGAUGAUUGUCGAAUCCAAGUACGGCAAAAUUGACAAAAAUACCGGCCGUCCGUUUAUUGAUCAUCUGAACUACUCCCCGCCUUUCCAGGGCCCUCUAGAUGCGGUUCGAGACAUUUCCGACGCUAAACUCGAUGCGUUCCUCAGAGGAUUGAAGCGCUUCGAGGCCUUUAUUGGGGACCCACGCAACCAGCUCGAGUUCCGUAUGAACCCAGGAACUUGCAUUGUGUUCCACAACCGCCGGGUGCUGCAUGCUCGUCGCGAAUUCGACGCCAGCUCUGGCUCGCGCUGGUUCAAAGGCACCUACGUCGAUAUCGAUGCAUUCUACUCCGCUCUACGAACAUUCACUAAAAAAAAGAACAAUUAG